Molecule: messenger RNA, 1737 nt
Organism: Arabidopsis arenosa
Lineage: Eukaryota; Viridiplantae; Streptophyta; Magnoliopsida; Brassicales; Brassicaceae
Source: the annotation of a GenBank genome assembly
GAGAAGAUAAUCUCCCAAAUGUCAUCGUCAACCUUUAGGUAAAACUGUGUCUAGAUUUGGGAGAUUGAAGUAUGGGCAGAUUCAGUGUGAUGAAUCAUUUGGUGAUAUUCUCUGUGUUCUUGAGCUCAGUGUUGGUAUAUAGAGGAGAUGCUGGGAUUACAAGUAGUUUUAUUCGAUCCGAAUGGCCCGCGGUUGAUAUUCCACUUGACCAUCAUGUUUUCAAAGUCCCAAAGGGGUAUAAUGCUCCACAACAAGUGCAUAUAACUCAAGGUGAUUAUGAUGGUAAAGCUGUUAUCAUCUCAUGGGUUACACCAGAUGAACCUGGUUCUAGCAAAGUAUAUUACGGCGCGGUGCAGGGGAAAUAUGAGUUUGUUGCUGAAGGAACAUACCAUAACUACACAUUUUACAAAUAUAAGUCUGGGUUUAUUCAUCACUGCCUUGUCUCUGGCCUUGAGCAUGAUACAAAAUACUAUUACAAGAUCGAAAGUGGUGAAUCUUCUCGUGAGUUUUGGUUUGUUACACCACCAGAGGUACAUCCAGAUGCUUCCUACAAGUUUGGUAUUAUAGGCGAUAUGGGCCAAACAUUCAACUCGUUAUCCACACUGGAACACUACAUGCAGAGUGGAGCUCAAGCUGUCUUAUUUCUAGGAGAUCUCUCUUAUGCUGACAGAUAUGAGUAUAAUGACGUUGGUGUGAGAUGGGAUAGCUGGGGUCGUUUUGUGGAGCCUAGUACCGCUUAUCAACCGUGGCUCUGGUCUGCAGGAAAUCACGAAGUAGAUUACAUGCCAUACAUGGGGGAAGUGACACCUUUCAGGAAUUACCUUCAGCGUUACACUACGCCUUACUUAGCCUCAAAAAGUAGCAGUCCUCUUUGGUACGCUGUUAGGCGUGCAUCCGCUCAUAUCAUUGUCCUCUCCAGCUAUUCGCCUUUUGUGAAAUAUACCCCACAAUGGCACUGGCUUAGUGAAGAGCUUAAAAGAGUUGACAGGGAAAAAACUCCUUGGCUAAUUGUUCUGAUGCACGUCCCAAUAUACAACAGUAAUGAAGCACACUUCAUGGAGGGUGAAAGCAUGCGAGCAGUUUUUGAGGAGUGGUUUGUCAAACACAAAGUGGAUGUAAUCUUUGCUGGCCAUGUUCAUGCCUACGAGAGAUCGUACCGAAUAUCAAAUGUGCGGUAUAAUGUGUCAAGCGGAGAUCGUUUCCCAGUUCCAGAUAAGUCAGCUCCUGUUUAUAUCACAGUUGGAGACGGAGGAAAUCAAGAAGGUCUGGCUGGAAGGUUUAGGGAACCACAGCCAGAUUAUUCUGCAUUUCGAGAAGCUAGCUACGGCCACUCUACUCUGGAUAUAAAGAACCGAACACAUGCGAUAUACCACUGGAACCGCAAUGAUGAUGGGAAGAAAGUAGCAACAGAUGAAUUUGUGUUACACAACCAGUACUGGGGAAAGAACAUUCGACGGAGAAAGCUUAAGAAGCAUUAUAUCAAGAGUGUUGUGGCUGGUGGCUGGAUUGCCACUUGAUUCACUAAGUCUGCCUCAUGCUUUCUAUUAAAGUGUGUGAGGAUAUUCUUUAACUCAAAACUUAUUACUUAUAUGCUUAUUAUUUGAUGUUAAAUUUCUUUCCCGCUUAAGUUUUCUGCCAUCUGAAAUAUGAUGGAAUUAUGUAUUCUUAUCAGUCUUUUAAUGAUGUGAGGUCUACUUCUGAGAUUUUGGAUUUUGUGAAUAAUGUAUUCCUUAUAAC